Funneliformis mosseae is the source of this 303-nucleotide messenger RNA. Lineage: Eukaryota; Fungi; Glomeromycota; Glomeromycetes; Glomerales; Glomeraceae. The record is from the annotation of a GenBank genome assembly.
AUGAAUUUACGUUAUUUAAUCAUAAUUAAAAAUCAACCUAUGUGCUUUCCACCCAUGAGAGAAAGAGGAUUUCUUAGGCCGCCACAUUCACAAAAAUUAGGCCUUAUUGUUUUUAAUUUAGCGUUUGCAAUUAAUUGGUCAUGUUUACUUUGUGAAAUUUAUCCUAAUGUUCUUUGGGCUGAAAUCUUUGGUAUAAUUCCUUAUAAUUUAUUAGCAUCGAUAAGUAGUAUUGAUCUUUUAGGCCUUGUUUAUGCAAUACCUUCAGUUGAUGACGAUGAAGAUUGGAUCACAAACAACUUUUAA